AUGCUUGUUCUCAAAAAAAUUAAGGAUCAUGAAUUUAAUGAACAGAAUUACUCAUCAGAUAAAUAUAAAAAAAUUAAAACAGAUUUGAUUAAAAAAAUAUCACUGGAUUAGAAAAUUAUAAAAUUUCUAAAAUUUUUAGUUCGCAUUACAGCGCUAGACUAUAGAUACAUUUAAUGCGGAUCAAAUUCUCUUCAUUUAUUAGUUUAAAUGAAGGUUGACUUAAGGGAAUAAUCUUUUGAAAAUAUUAGAAUUAGAAAUACUUCACUGUUUGGAGCUAAUUUAGUGAGAUGUGACUUAAGUGGAUCUGAUUUUGACAAUGUCAUUAUUAGUGGUAUAAAUUUGAAUUAAGCCAAAUUAUUAAAUUGUAAGUGGACGAACUUGCGAAUAAAUGAGUUAAGUGAAAUAAACAUUCAUCGUUAAUAGGCCAAAUAUAUUUAAUUUUCUCCAGAUGGUAAGUCAUUAGCUUCUUACAGUGAUGAUAAAUCCAUCCUUUUAUGGGAUGUGAAAACAGGGAAAAUAAAGUAAAUAAUCAGAAGUCAGUAUAAUGUGAAAUCAGUAUGCUUCUCGCCCAAUAAUAAUAUUAUAGCUUUCGGUAGCAGAGCAAAUGCUUAUUUAUUCAACUAUAAAGCUGGAAAAUAAAUAUCUGAAUUAGAUGGUCAUACUGGAAAAAUUACAUCAAUCGGUUUCUCUCCUGAUGGUACUACAUUAGCGUCUGGUAGUGAUGAUAAGUCUAUCCGUUUAUGGGAUAUUAAGACAGGAUAAUAGAAAGCCAAAUUUGAUGGUUCUAAUACAGUUUAUUCAAUUUGUUACUCUCCUGAUGGUACUACAUUAGCAUCUGGUAGUUAUUAAGAAAUUAGUUUAUGGGAUGUUCAUACAGGAUUAUAAAAAGCCAAAUUAGAUGGUCAUUCAAAUAGUGUUAAUUCAAUCUGUUUCUCUCCCGAUGGUACUACAUUAGCAUCUGGUAGUUCUGAUAAAUCUAUCCGUUUAUGGGAUGUUAAGACGGGAAAAUAAAAAGAUAACUUAGAUGGUCAUUCUAGUGAGGUUUAUUCAGUCAAUUUCUCUCCUGAUGGUACUACAUUGGCAUCAAGUAGUGGUAAUGCAGAUAAAUUAAUUAGAGGUAGUGAAGAGUUAUUUUAUAAAGGAGAUUACACUAUCCGUUUAUGGGAUGUUUAGACAGGAUAAUAAAAAGCCAAAUUAUUUGGUCAUUCAAAUAUUGUUUAUUCAGUAAAUUUCUCUCCUGAUGGUACUACAUUAGUAUCUAGUAGUGAAGAUGACACUAUCCGUUUAUGGGAUGCUAAAACAGGAUAAUAAAAAGCCAAAUUAGAAUUUCCUUUUAAAGAAGGCAAGUCAGUCAAAUUCUUUGAUUUUAAUUCAGAAUAAUAAAAAUUCAAAUUGCAUUCAAAAGGAAUUCAAUCAGUCAACUUCUCCCCUGAUGGUACUACAUUAGCA
Paramecium octaurelia is the source of this 1449-nucleotide messenger RNA. NCBI's taxonomy places the organism in Eukaryota, Ciliophora, Oligohymenophorea, Peniculida, Parameciidae. The record is from the annotation of a GenBank genome assembly.